Messenger RNA from Oryzias latipes (Japanese medaka), 1191 nucleotides. It is a transcript of the gene trub1, whose product is annotated as TruB pseudouridine (psi) synthase family member 1. Gene Ontology annotation, biological process: tRNA modification; mRNA pseudouridine synthesis. Gene Ontology annotation, molecular function: RNA binding; pseudouridine synthase activity. Gene Ontology annotation, cellular component: nucleus. The record is from RefSeq and is a predicted model, not a curated record. NCBI's taxonomy places the organism in Eukaryota, Metazoa, Chordata, Actinopteri, Beloniformes, Adrianichthyidae.
AAAACUGUUGCGAUUACCUUAAUCCACCGCCAGGAGGCGACAAUAAGACACCAUCAUCCGCUGAGCACAGAAUUCUGUGGCCGAAGAAGAGCAGGUGGAACCAGGCAUGGCUGGAAACACGAGCAGCGCGGCGUCUAAGGUGAGCAGCUCUCUGGUGAAACUGCAGUCUCUGCACGGAAUGUUUGCUAUCUACAAGAAGAAAGGGCCGACAUCCGCCGACGUGCUGAACGCGCUCAAAGAAGCCUUGCUCAAAGAAGCGGGAGUGGAGACCCCCAACCCCCGGAAAAGAAAGAAGCAGUGGCUGAAGAUGGGCCACGGAGGGACCCUGGAUAGCGCCGCCAGCGGCGUGUUAGUGGUCGGAGUCGGGGACGGCACGAAAAUGCUCAGCUCCAUGCUGACGGGCUCAAAGAAGUACGUCGCUGUCGGCGAGCUCGGGAAAGCGACGGACACUCUGGACGCCACCGGCAGCGUCGUUCUGGAGAAAGGCUUCGAACACAUCACCAGGCUGGAUGUGGAGGAGAAGCUGAAGUCCUUCACUGGGGACAUCAUGCAGGUUCCCCCGCUCUUCUCUGCGUUGAAACAAGACGGCCAGCGUCUGUCCGUCCUCCUGAAGAAAGGUCACAAGGUGGAGGCCAAGCCCGCGCGUCCCGUCACGGUGUACAGCCUCACCCUGCAGGAGUUCACGCCCCCUCUCUUCACUCUGGACAUCGAGUGUGGAGGCGGAUUCUACGUCAGGAGCUUGGUGGAUGAGCUGGGCAAAGCUCUGUCGUCCUGCGCCCACGUGAAAGAGCUGGUGAGAACCAAGCAGGGUCCAUUCACACUGCAGGAGCACGUCCUGCACGAGCAGCAGUGGACUCUGGAGAACAUCCUGCAGGCGCUGCGGCCGACACCGCACGCCCAGAACCAGCAGAACCCGACGCCGAAGGAGCAGCCGGGCCCUGAAUGAGGGAAGGAAGGCCCGAUGGAUCUGCAAAGACUUUUAUGGAGGAAUCGCAUUCAAGCUGUGGGAGUUGGACGAGUUUUCAUUUCAGUCUAUCUUCCUGUGUGAGCGUCUGCAGAGCAGUGGCUGCUGUGCAGACGCUGCUGUGCAGACGCUGCUCUGCAGACGUUGCUGUGCAGACGCUGCUGUGCAGACGCUGCUCUGCCCUCCACUGCAGACGUGUCAAAUAAAUUGUCCCACACUUUAUGGAA